Boeremia exigua is the source of this 2409-nucleotide messenger RNA. RefSeq names its product RNA polymerase-like protein II Elongator subunit. The record is from RefSeq and is a predicted model, not a curated record. Gene Ontology annotation, biological process: tRNA wobble uridine modification. NCBI's taxonomy places the organism in Eukaryota, Fungi, Ascomycota, Dothideomycetes, Pleosporales, Didymellaceae. The transcript has 2 exons. Gene Ontology annotation, cellular component: elongator holoenzyme complex. Gene Ontology annotation, molecular function: protein binding. Bases 1 to 2409 code for a protein of 802 amino acids.
AUGAACGUCUCAUCCGAAUUCAUAUCAAUAGGCGGUAACAGAAACCCAGCAGCCGCAGACUGGGACGUGAACGGUUCCGGUAUUCUUGCAUUCGGCGCGGAUAGUGGCAUAGCACUGUGGGAUCCUCAAGAUCAGAAGCUCGUGGGAGUGCAUGCUGUUUUGAAUGGGCACACUAAAGCUGUCAACGCCGUCAAAUUCUUCCCCUCGACAUCUUCAAGUGUUUCUGUCCUUCUCAGUGGUGCAGCGGACAAUACCAUUCGAAUAUGGCGGGCCCAAAAUCACGAUCCUUACAAGUAUACAUGUGUAAAAGUGCUCUCUAGUCAUAACAACCCCAUCACCAAGCUUGUUACCCUACCCGGCUCCAAUAUAUUUGCCUCCGGUUCAUCCGAUGGAUCGAUCAAGAUAUGGAAGCUGAUACACGACGGGAACUACACACCCAUAGACGUCGAGCUGCUACAGACCAUUGUGCUAGUGCCCAAAUACUUCCCUUUGAUUCUUGCACUUGCGCAGCUCGACGCCGAUUCGAUGGUCCUAGCGGUUGCAGGCACUCGACCCACCAUCCAGGUCUUUGUUUCCAGGAAUGACCAAUUCCAACUUUCGGCAACGCUCACUGGACACGAGGGAUGGAUCCGUUCUCUAGACUUCACUCGCGAGACGUCGGACCCGACCAGCGACUUGCUGCUGGCAUCUGCAAGCCAAGACAAAUACAUCCGCCUUUGGCGAUUCCAUCAGGGCAGCGAGCUUCCCAUGGCAAGCGGGGCGCUUAAUGAUCCCGCUCUCGGAGGCUUGAUAAGGUCCUUGUCGAACAAACCUCACUGGAUUCAGUCUGCAACAUCGAAGCAUUCCAUCACCUUCGAAGCCCUGCUUUUGGGACAUGAGGACUGGAUCUACACUGCUCUGUGGCGUCACCGAGGGGGCAAACUGCAGCUCCUCUCCACGUCAGAGGACAACUCUCUCGCAAUGUGGGAAUCUGACCCAACAUCAGGCGUAUGGGUGUGCGUCACUAGGCUGGGUGAGAUCAGCGCGCAGAAGGGAUCAACAAGCGCGACAGGAAGUGCUGGAGGUUUCUGGAUUGGGCUUUGGUCUCCAGACGGCAACUGCGUGGUAUCGUUGGGGAGAACUGGAAGCUGGAGGAAGUGGACAUACGCUGCGUCUGAAGACAUGUGGGCACAGCAAGUCGCCAUCACAGGCCAUGUUCGAGAAGUCAAAGGAGUCACAUGGUCACGAGAUGGUUCCUACCUGCUUUCUACAUCUCAAGACCAAACAACACGGCUGCUAUCAGAGUGGAAGCACGAUGGAACUUCUUCAUGGCACGAAUUUUCAAGACCCCAGAUUCACGGCUACGAUCUCAACUGUGUUGACGCGAUCAGCGAUACAGAGUUUGUUUCGGGGGCUGACGAGAAGCUGCUACGGGUUUUUGGCGAACCAAAAGGGGUCGCGGACAUGCUGACCAAGCUGUGUAAGAUUGACUUCAAGGGCACUAGCGAUCUUCCAGACGCAGCAAACAUACCCGUACUCGGUCUCUCGAACAAGGCCAUCCAGGCUGUCGAUGACGACGAGCACGUACAGGACGGCGAUGAAGACGAACGCGAUGCCGUCGACCCUGCUUCUAUUGUUCGCAAGUCUGCGCUCGAGUUCACGCACCCCCCAUUCGAGGACCACCUAGCGCGCCACCUCCUCUGGCCGGAGACAGAGAAGCUCUACGGCCAUGGAUACGAAAUCUCUGCAGUAGCAGUGAGCCGCGAUAGUAGCCUGGUCGCAACCGCAUGCCGGGCCAGCUCCAUUGAUCACGCAGUCAUUCGUCUCUACGAUACAAAGGAGUGGCUGGAAGUAAAACCGGCGCUGAAAGCACAUUCCCUUACGGUCACAUCGCUGCAAUUCUCGCCGGAUGACAAGUACUUGUUGAGCGUCGGCCGCGAUAGACAGUGGGUCGUCUGGGAGCAAAGCGAGGAGCAGUCACAGUACGUCUUGAAGCAUCUGAACCCCAAAGGACACUCGCGCAUGAUCUUGAAUUGUGCAUGGGCACCGCUCGAGCAACCAACUUUCCUGACAGCAGGACGCGACAAGACCGUCAAGAUCUGGCAGAUUGUCGGCGACGAGGUGCAGCUCAAGGGCACAGUAGCAGCGAAUGCUUCUGUCACCGCGGUCGCGAGCAGUGGAAGCGUGGUGAACAACGCAACAUGGUUUGCAUUUGGGACUGAAACCGGAGAAGUUGGUAUUGCCAGCGCGAGCGUGGACGCGCUGGACAGGAUCGAAGUGACACAAGUCGUUGCAGAGUUGGCCCCCGUUAAGACCAUCAACCAGAUCGUGUGGAGGCCGGGUCGGAGUGAACUACAGGGGCAGCAGAUUGCGGUAGCGACGGAUGACUCCUCGGUCCACAUCUACAAUGUCGCAGCAGAGCUGUCAUGA